CUAUAAGAAUUAUACAACUCGAAAUCCUAAUCUUUAAACAAUAAGAAAGAAAGGAUGUUACAGUAUUAUGGGUCAUUAUUGUCUGUUAUAAUCUCAUUCGUAGUAGUGAAACUUUGCCACUGGAUUUACCAGUGGUGGAAUCCAAAAUGUAAAGGCAAACUUCCUCCAGGGUCCAUGGGGUUUCCCAUCAUUGGAGAAACUUUCGAAUUUAUGACGCCUUCCGAUUUCAGUCUAGUGGUUUCUCCGUACCUGGAAAAGAGAAUAUCCAGAUAUGGUUCGAAAGUGUUUCGAACAAGUCUAUUUGGGGCCAAAGUUAUAAUAUCCACUGAUCCCGACGUGAAUAUGGAGAUGGCAAAGGCGAGUUCUCAAUUGGGUGCCACAGACAGCUUAAGACGGAUAUUUGGAGAAAACAAUGUGUUCCUCCAGAGUAAAGAGAUUCAUAAAUAUGUUCGAAACCUGACUUCUCGAUUCGUUGGUCCCGAGAGCUUAAAAACCAGAUUGAUCCAGGACAUUGACUUUUUGUCUCAAAACCAUGUCGAGGAGGGAGCACUAAGCGGCUCUUUCGAUAUUAGAGAAGCAGCAAUUAAGAUGGUUGGUGAACUUAUUGCAAAGAAAGUAAUGGGUGAAAUGGAAUCUGAGGCCGUAAAAGAACUCGGACUAUGUUGGAGUGCUUUCCGAACCAGUUGGUUUCAGUUUUCUUACAAUAUUCCCGGGACAACUGUUUAUCGAUUCGUGAAAGCACGGAGGAAGGCUGCAAGACUUCUAAAAGCCGUGAUUGAGAAGAAGAAGGCCUCAAAAGAAGGACUCGGCGAUUUCUUGGAUAUUAUAUUUGACGAGAUGGAGAAAGAUGGAGCGGCUUUGGACGUAGACAGAGCGGUCAAUUUGAUAUUCACUUUCUUCAUACUCUCCCAAGAGACAACUCCCGGAGUUUUAGCAGCGAUUGUGAAGCUUGUAGCAGACAACCCCAAUGUUAUGGAAGAACUACAGAGAGAGCACGAGACCAUUGUUCAAAACCGGGUUGAUAAGGAGGCUGGACUAACAUGGGAAGAAUACAAAUCCAUGACAUUCACUCACAUGGUUAUAAAAGAGUCGCUUCGAUUUACUAGUACACAACCUACAGUGCAUAGAAUACCAGCUCAAGACGUUCUAAUUGGAGGUUAUACAUUACCUGCUGGGUGGCUGUUUUUUGGAAUUCCUCAAGUUCAUUUCGAUGAAGAAAAGUACGGGGAUCCGCUCACCUUUAAUCCAUGGAGGUGGAAGGGAAAAGAUAUCCACAGCACGGUAUCUAGGGACUACAUGCCGUUUGGUGCUGGUGGGACACUUUGCGUAGGGUCUGAGUUUGCCAAGCUCAUAAUCGCAACUUUUCUCCAUCAUUUGUCCAGAUUCAGGUGGUCGUUGGACCCAAAAACAAGAGUGCUUCGGAGGUAUAUGCUUAUGUUCCCGGCUGGCUGCAAGGUCCACAUCUCCAAGGAUACAAGUAGUCAUCAAUAAAUUUGGGUCUCGCCUUAUGUUUCCUGUUUAAUAAUUGAUGCUUCUUGUACUAAUAACCUGGCAUUGCCUGUACUUCGUUUUUAUUUUGAUAGCCUGUAUGCUAUUUUUAAAAAUGUUUAGUAAUAUACUAUGUUGUAAAAUUUAAACGUUAA
Molecule: messenger RNA, 1643 nt
Organism: Eutrema salsugineum
Lineage: Eukaryota; Viridiplantae; Streptophyta; Magnoliopsida; Brassicales; Brassicaceae
Product: cytochrome P450 708A2
Exons: 9
Coding region: 55-1491 (478 amino acids)
Biological process (GO): sterol metabolic process
Molecular function (GO): monooxygenase activity; oxidoreductase activity, acting on paired donors, with incorporation or reduction of molecular oxygen; iron ion binding
Source: RefSeq, a predicted model, not a curated record